AUGUUGCCCUUCGAGGCUGUGGCCAAACGCUUCAGGGAGCAAUACAGGACGUUCGCCACAGCCCUGGACACCACCAGGCAUGAGCUCCCUGUGAGAUCCAUCCACCUGGAGGGAGACGGGCAGCAGCUCUUAGAUGCCCAGCAGCGUGAAUUGACAACCACUCAGCGUCUCCUGGGAGAACUUGAUGUUGGCAAGUCAGAAGAAAAUGUGCAGAUGCUGGACUUACUGAGUGAACUCAAGGACGUGACAGUGAAAAAGGACCUCGAGUGCCGAAGGAGUUUCGCCCAGGUGCUGGAACUCUCCGCAGAGGCGAGCAAAGGGGCAGCCUUGGCAAACCAGGAAGUCUGGGAAGAGGGUCAGGGCCUGGCGCCUGCUAGCCAGUGGUAUUUCAAUCAAGACACCACCUGCGGAGAAUCUUGGGGAGCACCCAAGAACACGCCCCUGUCUGAGGACGACACCCCUGGUGCCUCCUCAGCCCCUACUCAGGCCACGUUCAUCAGCCCAAGGGAAGAGGUAUCUUCAAGCAGCCAGGGAGAAGCCACAUCCUCUGCCGCUCACUCAGGGAGGGACUUGGGGUGACUCGUGACAUUCAGGACACUUGAGCACUUUAUACACUACCCUAGCACUGGAGCCGUUUUUUAACGUGAUAAUCUUGUUUGACACUUAAAAAAUAAACCCAUUUUGCAGUUGAAAAAA
This is a messenger RNA of Cebus imitator (Panamanian white-faced capuchin), 696 nucleotides long. RefSeq names its product HAUS augmin-like complex subunit 8. The transcript has 2 exons. Lineage: Eukaryota; Metazoa; Chordata; Mammalia; Primates; Cebidae. Bases 1 to 579 code for a protein of 192 amino acids. The record is from RefSeq and is a predicted model, not a curated record.